AACCAUAUGCAAGAGUGGAUAUCUUAAGUGAGGCCACAGAAAAAUUUGUGAGUUUUUUUUGUGCAUUUGCUAAAUUUCUUUCUUUUUCCUUUCCCCCUUCUCUAUAACAUCCCGCUUCUGAGAUCCCUUUCUGUCAUCGUCUGUCUUUCAAGAAAUUUGUUGUACUGCAAAAUUUUAAGGGUUGGUUUGUUUUUUUCUUGAUUUUGAACUCAAACUUCAGCUGCAGAAAAUCUCAAAGCAAACCCCCUACAAGGGUGUUUUUGAAAGCCAGGUGAUUCAGAAUAGAGAUCCAGUUUUCUCUUGUAACUUUGGUAUAGUUUCUUGUAGCUCUUCUUUUGCUUCUAGUUUGAUUAAAACAACUAAGAGGGUCUUUUUUUUUUUUUUGCUAUCCCUCAGGUGAGUUUUGGUUUCUUGAUCUUUCAUUUUCUUGAAGGUACAUAAAUUACUAGUACUAUCAAGGAUACCAAAAGGUUCUUUAUUUCGAAACCUGUUUGAUCCUUUUCUUUUCUUUCUUCCUCUCCUACCAUCUGUUUCUUUAGUUUCUUGGUUCACAAGAACUUGGUUGUUAGUUUUUUCACGACUUUUUUUUCGCUCAGAUCUCUUUUUUUUUUUAAGUCUGAAUUAUUGAUCUAAGUUAUGGCAACAGCUAUAGAUAUCUACAGUUAUAGUAAUCCUGUUUUCUCAUUAUCAUCAGAUCCCUUGAGGGAAGAGCUGAUGAAAGCACUUGAACCUUUUAUGAAAGCCCACAUGUUUUCUCAAGGGUUGUCUAGCUUUGAUGAGAUGGGAUUUGAUGAGCAAUCAGGUGGUGGUUCAAUUGGGUUAAACCAUCUGACCCCAUAUCAGAUCCUUGAAGUCGAGGCUCAAAUCAAACUUCAAAAUCAACAACAGCAAUACUUAGCUGCUCAGUCCCUCCAAAACUAUAGCUCAACCAGGCAAUUGCAGCACCAGAAUCAUUCCCACUUGAGCUUUCUUGGCCCAAAACCUGUCCACAUGAAGCAAGUUGGAACUCCUCCAAAACCCGCCAAGCUUUACAGGGGAGUUAGACAGCGACAUUGGGGCAAAUGGGUAGCUGAAAUCAGACUCCCCAAGAACAGAACUAGGCUUUGGCUUGGAACCUUUGACACAGCUGAAGAAGCCGCCUUGGCCUAUGAUAAGGCUGCUUAUAAGCUGAGAGGAGAGUUUGCUAGGCUUAAUUUUCCAAACCUUCGGCAUCAAUUAAGCCAAGAUUUUGGUGACUUCAAACCUUUGCAUUCCUCUGUUGAUGCUAAACUUGAAGCCAUUUGUCAAAGCUUGGCCGAUUCUCAGAAACAGGGGAAUACAGGGGAGCAGCAGCAGAAGAAGGUCGGGGUACAGACAAUUCCAAAAGUGGAAAACACCUUUGAUGAUUCAUUGAACAGUGAAUAUUUCUAUCCAGGAAAUGAGGGUGUUAAGGUGGAGGAGACCUCAUCAUCAUUAUCACCUUCAAGAUCUGAUGAAACAUCAUCACUGGAAAUGUCUUCACCUGAAUCUGAUAUAACUUUCUUGGAUUUUGCUGAGCCCACUUUUGACCAGUCAGAGAAUUUCUUGUUGCAGAAGUACCCCUCAGUGGAGAUUGAUUGGGCAGCUUUAUAAUUUACUAUAUCUACUACAUGUAUUAGUUUUUUUGUUUCCUUUCCUUUUUCUAGUCAAGAUUUUAAUAUUGUAAUAAUCUAGAGUAUCGUAGAGUCUGAACUAUGGCUUUCCGCAAUGGUUUUUUUGACAUCUGCAGAAGCCAGUGAUUAGUGGUGGUGCUGAAGUGUCUAGUCUGUCCAUAUGUGGUCUGCUGGCAUUUUUAUCUGUGCAUGACCAAGUGGAGAUAUUUCUAUCUGCAUGUGUUUGGUUUUGUAGUUAAUGUAACCAAGCAUAUCCAUGCAUGUAUAAUGUACUAUCAGCCUUGUUUAAUGUAAAUUAUGGUGUGUGCUAUAUUUCUUUUGAUUA
Molecule: messenger RNA, 1956 nt
Organism: Coffea arabica (coffee)
Lineage: Eukaryota; Viridiplantae; Streptophyta; Magnoliopsida; Gentianales; Rubiaceae
Product: ethylene-responsive transcription factor ERF060-like
Biological process (GO): regulation of DNA-templated transcription
Cellular component (GO): nucleus
Molecular function (GO): DNA-binding transcription factor activity; sequence-specific DNA binding
Source: RefSeq, a predicted model, not a curated record